This is a messenger RNA of Eriocheir sinensis (Chinese mitten crab), 4767 nucleotides long. Its product is annotated as probable glutamate receptor. Gene Ontology annotation, molecular function: glutamate-gated receptor activity. The transcript has 11 exons. Lineage: Eukaryota; Metazoa; Arthropoda; Malacostraca; Decapoda; Varunidae. Gene Ontology annotation, cellular component: membrane. The record is from RefSeq and is a predicted model, not a curated record. The coding region runs from base 1429 to 2832 and encodes 467 amino acids.
AAAGAAAAAAAAUCAUAAUCAAUACAUGAAAAUAGGAAAUUAUUAAACUUAUGCCUAGUAAUACCCUGCACUAGUAUUAAAAAAAAAAGUGCCUGUAAAAGAUAAGACGAGGGGCAGCGAGGGGUGAUGGCACACCAAGAGAUAGGUGAAAUGAUCUGUUUGAUAGGAGUGUGUAAAAUAAUAGUGUGCCUAGAUGGAAGACUGCAGAUGAGACAGUGUGAUCUUGAGGCUAUUUAUAUUAGUGGUUGUCUUUUGGGGGAUCAAGACAUAAAGCUCCUGAUUGAUUAUAUAAAAAAAAGGAGAAAUAAACAUAUAUAGCAUACUUAGAUUGCAGACUAUUGGGAUAAUACAGAAUUGUGUGGAUUUAACUGACAAUAGAAUACACUGUGAGUUUCGUAGACAUAUUGUGCAAACAAAUUUUUAACAGGAGUGUGAAGUUAGCUUGUACAUCUGCCUAACGUAACUUGGAUAUGAAUGAUGGGUGCAGAGACAUUGGUAAGCAUAUAUAUCACAGUAAAUUAUCAUCAAACAGGGAGUUCCAUAGGCUACGUAUUGACACUUCUGACUGAUAAAAACUGUCAACAAUCCUCUAGUGAACAGUAUAUAUGGUAAACUUUGAACCUUUGACGUAGUAUGGGCCAUUUUAUACAUCUGAACGAAUACCACUUUUGCCAUGGGAUUUGAUGCUCCGAAGCAGUGAGUCGAUCCACCAGAGCGGGUGGCCGGAGUACCAUGACAUGACAUGAAAAAGACGUAAAAUCUUAAAUAACCUCCAUAUUUUACGAUAAGAAACCAUUGUUAGUUUUUUACAAUCACUAAAUCAUCUCACCUGGACGAAUACCGUUUUGCCAUGGGAUUUGAUGUUCUGAAACAGUGAGUCGAAACACCAAAGCUUAUAUAGAACAUCAGAGGGAGUGGCUGGAAUACGAACACGUGACAUGGAAAAAAAAGACGUAAAAUCUUCAAUAACCUCCAUAUUUUACGAUAAGAAACUAUUGCUAGUGUUCCAUAAUCACUAAAUAACUGAUUGCAAGAGAAAACAACGAGGGCGAAAAUGUGAGCCCUAUUUCGCUUCCUCGCGUCGGGCUGUUUACAUGAGUGAGUGUUUCUCGUGCUACAAGUAAUGUAAUACCUAUAUAGUGAUAUGGCGGCAACAGUGAUGAGUGAUAACAGCAGGAGUACCAGUAUUUAGUUAGGCCGUACCGUGUUCGUGGUGAGCAGCAGGAAGAGAGAAAUGUGAGGGAAGAUGCCAAGAUGGAGACGGCGAGCGGCGAGUGGGGAGCGGCCUGAUGGGAUGAGGGCGAUGGCGUCGAGGUUCACCUGGAUGCUUUCCCGGCUCGUGUGGUACCAGCAUCGGGCACCUCGGCGGGUGAACGCGUUGGCGCGCCCCAGUGCCGCACUCAGGACGUCUUGAGGGAAGAACACAGGAUGGCUCGGCCGCUGGCACAGGUCCUGUUGGAGAAGCCCGAGUUGGUGCGUGGUCUAAAGGAGGACCCGGCCACCUUCAGGUUUCCCGAGGGUGCGUUGCUGACGGUGGCGGCCGUCCACUGGCGGCCACACAUCGUCGUGACCACGGACGCUGACGGCCGCCGGAAGGUGACUGGCCCCAUGGGAAACGUGCUCACGGUCCUCGCUCAGACACUCAACUUCACGUACAACGUGGUAUCGCCGGCAGACGGUUCGUGGGGCUCCGAGGGGUCCAACGGCACCUGGUCGGGCAUGGUGGGUCAGGCGAGCCGCAAGGAGGUCGACAUCGCCCUUGGGCCUUUCGGAAUCACGUACAGUAGAACAAAAGUUGUAGACUUUACCGAAUCUUUGUUUUUCGACGCUCGAGGGAUCCUGUCAAGGAAGGGUAUCCCAGAAAUCGAUCCCUGGGGUUUCCUGUACCCGCUGACGUGGUCGGUGUGGGUGGCGUUGUCGUUGGCAUUGGUCGUGGUGUGGCUGGCCACGGCGAUGGUGGGCCGCCGACCUGGACAGGCUGUUUCUCUGGGCUGGGCAGGAAAGGUGAUUUUACAGAACGUGCGCGUCCUCUUGAAUCAAGGUAAUUGUCUCCAGUCCUAUAGCUUUGGUUUACCGUACUAUAGCUUUGCUUUCUUGUCUUUCCAAAGGUUUACGGAAGUCGUCCUCGGCCACGGCGGGGUGGUGGUGCUGGGCUCGUGGGUGGUGGUGGCGGCCGUGGUGUUCUGGAGCUACACAUGCACGCUCACCUCCCUGCUGGCCGUGCGGUUCAUCCCGCAGCCCAUCCAGACUCUCAGGGACCUGCUGGACGACACCUCAGUGAAUCUAAUUAUGCUUCCCAUGACUAUUAUCACGGACACUAUUUCGCAAAUGACAUUCGGUGAACUGAAAGAGCUGCAUGAACUGAAUUAUGUGGGUCGCAUCCGAUACGAGCGCACCUCAGCCUUCCGUGACAUGCUCGAGACUGUAGUACGCCAUGACGGCUACUCCUUAAUGGACACUACCCUCACCAUCGACCUUUUGAUAGCCGGUGACUUCCUCAAGACAAACAAAUGUGACUUUUACAAGUCGAGACAGACCUUCUUCACGACAACCCACUGCAUGAUCGCCCAGCGUGAAAGUCCGCUUGUGUCAGCCAUCAACCACAGGGUGCGCGCCGUGGUGGAGUCUGGUCUUUAUGAAUUCUGGCUGAUGAACGAAAUCCCGGCCAUCACCACCUGCCGCUUCUCCCCUUCCACCGUCCUGGUCAGGGAGCCACUCUCUGUCGCCAACCUCUGGGGCCUGUUCGUGGUGCUCGGGGCGGGCUUGAUUCUGGCAACGACUGUCUUCGUCCUGGAGUUAAUUGUUUCUCCAAGGACAAAAAACAGACCCUGAUAGUUUGCGUUUCCUCCCGUCGCUGAUCUCGCCCUCCCUGGCCAUCAGCACUGCCGCCAGUCGUUCCUGCAGUCACCACACCCACCAGAAGCCUGCCUCCCUAACGCCGCUGAAUGGUUCCUCUUGUUGCUUGUGACCCUUCACGCUUUGAGAGUGUUCCACAAUAAUCGUGUGUGUGUGUGUGUGUGUGUGUGUGUUUACCUAUUGAGGAAAUUAGCAAUGCUAAUGGGGUCCCGUCUCUGAGUCUCAGUCAAUCAAACUUAGCUUUAAAGUCAUUUAAGUUUUUGGCUCGAUCAACCUCUUUGUCCAGGCUGCUCCAGUGAUCAUUGCAUCUAUCGGGAAAGCUGUAUUUCUUGAUGGCUUUCUUAAUAUCUAUACGUGAGUGAUGUUGCCUUGUGUUGUUAGCCAUUUAGGUUGAUAUUUUCUCAUCAGCCAAAUGAUUAACAACAAGCAGAAGUCUGAUGUGGACUCAGGUUUUGUUCUAGAGGUCUCUUUGGCGUUCUGCGUUGCAUGCUGUUGCAAGUAAUUGGUUCUUAACUUUAAUGGUGAUUUAGAGGUCGACAUAAAACAUUCACUAUAAGUCCUCCAGGGGGAAGAAAAUCUCUUGGGUGCUGGUGUUACUGAUCGGUGUCCUGGGGGAAUUUCGGUGAGAUGAAAUUCUUGAUUGUUUACUGAUUAUGUAUGCGUUACAAAAUUAUCCGUGACAACUACGUAUAGGAGGCUCAUGUCGUAUGGCAAGGGAUGUUUAUAUCGUAAAAUUAUCGCAACCCAUUAUUAUUUUUGAACUUAUUUCUAUGAGAUGCAAAACCUCUCAUAAUAGAGGAGGUAAAAGCUGUCAACGAAUUGGGUUAUGUAGCGAAUGAAGCACACGGCCCUGUCAUGCUUCAGCCAGGACCUGCAGCAACAGUGAAAUAAUAGGAGAAGGGGGACCGUGAGACCUGCCCAGGAUAAGGGUCAAGGGCAGCGUUGCCAACUUAUCGUACACACCGUAUUGCAUAUUCGUAGUUUCUGACUGAUAUCUAUAGCAAAAACAAACAAACAAACACCUGUAAAUAACAGUUUUAACGCUAACUGUAAUAUUCUCUCGUUAUUUGUGUAGGGAAGAGAGUUUGAGGCUUAAAAAUUAUAAAUACAAUGUGGUGAAUACGAUAAUCUGGCAACGCUUGUCAAGGGCCUACGAAGAAGCAGACGUGUAUAAGAGGCUGCCAUUGGAAGCUUUGAACGAUCAACAUUUCGUCCUACUUGUUGAUAUGGAUGAUCUUAAAAUAUUACCCUAAAGAUUAAUAUAAAUAAAUUGAUAUCAGUAUUUUAAGUGGGGUGAAGAUUAUGUGUGAUAUGUGUAUAGGAGCAGAGAGCAGCGGGCUUUUUUUUUUUUUAUUAUUGUUUCCUUUUUUUAUGCCCUUGAGCUGUCUCCUUUGUUGUAAAAAAAAGGCGUGCACGGUCCUUUGGGAUGCACGAAGAUUCUUUUUAUCAUAUCGAUGUUAAUACAAGUGCUGUGUUAUGGUGUAUGUUUUGUGGCCAAGAAGUUGAUAACCGGCAAUAUCGAAUAAUCCUAUGAUGUCAACGUAAAAACUGAGGAUAAGACCAGUUUAAGGUAAAUGUGAAAAGACUUAAAGACAUGAAAAAAGAAUCAUGGAAUUACAAACAUUCAGAGCUUUGAGGGGCUGAAUGUUAACCUGUGAUGAUAUACUACUGCAAAGGUUAUGACACACACACACACACACACACACACACACACACACACACACAGGAAAAAAUGGAAGCAAGAAAGUAUAAGUAGGCGUUAAUGGGUCUAAACUAUAUUGACAAGCAGUGAGGACCAUGAGCCGUUACUGAUUUAGUGAAAAAAAAAAUACUGUUUGGAUUAUUUGGUCGUCUGGUAUUUCUUUGGAUUUCUUGACAGUUUCAUAAAAGGGUCUUUCAGGUGUUACACGA